Messenger RNA from Ambispora gerdemannii, 1002 nucleotides. The record is from the annotation of a GenBank genome assembly. NCBI's taxonomy places the organism in Eukaryota, Fungi, Glomeromycota, Glomeromycetes, Archaeosporales, Ambisporaceae.
AUGUCUUUUCUUCGACUUUCAUCCUAUGUACGUGCUGUUCCUUGCAGGCAGUUUUCGUCUACCUCUUUUCGAGCGUCAUCUGUUUAUGAUGAAACUGUGAAAAAUAUGAUUUUGACAAAAGAUACGAGGGUGAUCUGUCAAGGUUUUACUGGAAAGCAGGGCACUUUUCAUUCACAGCAAGCAAUUGAAUAUGGUACCAAGGUUGUGGGUGGUGUUUCACCAGGAAAAGGUGGCAAAACACACUUAGGGUUGCCGGUAUUCAAUAGUGUCAAAGACGCAGUUCGAGAAGUUGAACCAGACGCGAGUGUAAUUUAUGUUCCACCAUCUUUCUGUAAAGCUGCAAUAAUAGAAGCCAUUGAAGCCGAAGUUCCUCUAGUAGUUACAAUUACUGAAGGAAUUCCUCAGCAAGAUAUGGUCCAGGUUGUAAAAGUUUUAAAAACGCAAAAUAAGACAAGACUUAUUGGUCCUAAUUGUCCAGGAAUUAUUGCCCCGGGAGCUUGCAAAAUUGGUAUAAUGCCUGGUCAUAUUCAUCAAACAGGAACAAUUGGAAUAGUGUCAAGGUCAGGUACUUUGACAUAUGAAGCUGUCAAUCAAACUACAAAUGUUAAGCUUGGACAAACUCUUUGUAUCGGAAUUGGAGGAGACCCCUUUAAUGGGACAAAUUUUAUAGAUUGCCUCAAAAUUUUUCUGGAUGAUGACAAUACUAAAGGAAUUAUAUUAAUUGGUGAGAUUGGUGGAACAGCAGAAGAAGAAGCAGCGGAAUAUUUGAAACAAUAUAAUUUAACUCGUAGUCAGCCAAAACCAGUCGUCACAUUUAUUGCGGGACUUACCGCUCCACCUGGCCGUCGUAUGGGCCAUGCAGGUGCUAUUAUUGCUGGUGGGAAAGGCGCCGCAACUGAUAAGAUUAAAGCAUUGGAGAGUGCAGGAACAAUCGUAUCGAAAAGUCCUGCAAAACUUGGCGUUUUACUCCGAGAGGAAAUGGUUCGGCUCAACUUGGCCUGA